AUGUGGCCACCCACUCGAAGAGAAAGCCCAGAUGCCAUGCAAGUCAAUGGCCCAUCAUCAUUACCCGUUUCAUCGUCCUGGGUUGAACGCGCCAAGGUGCAUCGGGCCUUGUUUGAGUUCAUCAACUGGGUCGCCCGCAUGGGGGCCAAGAAACCGGUUUCCUCCAAGAUCAAGUCCUUACCCGUCAGACUGCUCCAGGAGUUGCUCGAGGCACAGGGCCGGCCUAAGCCUGAACGCCAGUCUCUUGACGACAACACACUUUGCUCCAGGGUCUACGAAACUCAGGAAGCCGAUGCGCAGCACCACAAAGACAGAUCGUCCUCAUCCGACAGUGAGGGUGACGGCAAUCCUGGCCAUUCCACUUGGGCCCUCCGACCUGCCUACUCCCCGCAAUAA
Sordaria macrospora k-hell is the source of this 396-nucleotide messenger RNA. RefSeq lists its product as uncharacterized. Gene Ontology annotation, molecular function: molecular adaptor activity. NCBI's taxonomy places the organism in Eukaryota, Fungi, Ascomycota, Sordariomycetes, Sordariales, Sordariaceae. Gene Ontology annotation, biological process: proteasome assembly. The record is from RefSeq and is a predicted model, not a curated record.